Molecule: messenger RNA, 1594 nt
Organism: Psylliodes chrysocephalus
Lineage: Eukaryota; Metazoa; Arthropoda; Insecta; Coleoptera; Chrysomelidae
Source: the annotation of a GenBank genome assembly
UGAACCCGACCCCAGACUAAAAUUAAACUGGUUGGUAUCAUUGAAUCCGUCCGCGUGGUUUAUGUCAAACGAGCGUACUUUUAUCAAAACUAACCUAAAAAAAGGUCUUUUGAAUUACAUUCAUUGAACGCACGUUUUUUUUUUGACGCCUUCCUAGAUAUUUUAACAUUUCUUCGGUAAGUCCUCUAUUAUUUUAAUUAUACUCAACACAAUAUGUUCAGAUUUAGAUUCAAUACUUUUGGUUAAUUUAGAGGUAACCUUUUCGCGUUGGAACAUUUUUAUAUGAUAAAAGCACCCAUUAUAAAAAUGCAUAGAAUAGAAGCCAUGUUUUCACCAAAAGCAGAAUUAAUAAAAAUGUUAUGUUUCAAUUUAUCUAUACAUCUCUAAUGAAAUGACUGACGUUGCACCGAAAACUCCUAAUAAGAGAAAAAGUUUUGGAGGUAAGCAGCAGGGAUCUCCUAAAAAAACAAAAUUAGAAAAUGGACAGGCAACUCAAAUCGGUUCAGCAGCAAAGCAAAAUAAACAGUCUCCUAAGCAACAGAAAAAUCAACAGACUCCCAAAAAGUUAAAAGUUGAGCAACCACUAACACCUUUCCCACAGAAGAAACAACAAACUCCAAAAGGGAUAAAUCAAACCCCUAAUCAGAAAAAUAUACAAACUCCUAAACAGAAAAAUCCACAAACUCCCCAACAGACACCAAAACAGAUUCCCAACAAUCAGGCCGCUCCAAAUAGUGCAAAUAAAUCAAACAAAAAAAAUAAAAAGAACCAAUCACCAAAAGUUGCUCCCUUUAAAGGCACUUCACAAAUAGAAGGUUCUGCAAAGAAAGAGAAAAUCACACAAAUCGUAGGUUCUGUAAAGAAAGAGAAAAAAACCUCACAAUUACAAGAUUCUGUAAAGACAGAGAAAAAAAGCACAGAGGCUAAAGUGAAGAAACCAAGAAGAAAUGCUUUUAGUAGUAUUAAAGAAAAAAUCCAUGCUACUGAUGACAAUUCAAAGAAAGAAGCUGUUGCAAUUAUACAAGGUAAAAUUAAAGACAUAGAAAGUAGGGGAGAGCUUACUAAAACAGCAAUUCGUAAGCUUAAACUUCUUAGAAAAUUUGAGAGAGUAGCUCAAGGUAUCCCUCCACCUCCACCACUAACUAAAAAGCCAAAUGAUAAAACUGAAUCGACAAAAAGGAGGGAGAGAAGAAAUAAAGCUAAAAAUGAUAAAGAUGGUGCUCAAAAAGGAAAUCAGAAUAAAGUAGCUGUUGUGAAACAGCAAAAGAAAAAAUUAGUGAAAGUAGAACCUGAAUCAGAAGAGUCAGAUGAAAGUGAUGAUGAUGAUGACGACAAUGUUGAUGUAGCUGGUAUUAAACAAGAACCUGCUUCAGACAGUGAAGGUGAAGAUGAUUCUGGUGAUGAAUCUGGUGACGAGGAAGAACAGUCUGAUGAUGAUGAUGAGGAGGAGGAUGAUGAUGAAGAUGAUUCAGAGGAAGGUUCUGAUUAAAUAAGAUACAUAUUGUAUGUUAAGUUACAAUUAUUGAAAGUGUUUUGUCUUAUUUUAUAGUUGACUUUAUAAUAUUAAGAAGCUAAGUAAAUUUUUAUUAUCUAA